AUGGCCGAGCCGGAGGCCGCGGCGGACGACCUGGACGCCUUCAUCGACGACCUGGACUACCUCCCGGGCCACUUCCACUUGGAGAUGCAGCUGAACUUCGAGCCCCGCUCGCCCGCCUCGCUGCGCGCCCGGGACCUGAAGCUGCAGGGGGAGGGCCUGCGGCAGGAGCUCGAGCUGGCGGGCGCCCCGCAGCGCCCCGCCGUGCGUCACCUCCUGGGCGCCUUCGCCUUCUACCUGGAGGAGCUGGACGAGGCCAGCGAGAGCUUCCUCGAGGUGGCCCGCGAGGACCCGGGCAACCUCAACGCCUGGGCCAAUCUGGCGCACGUGUACGGAAGGCUGGGCCAGGAGGAGGAGGAGGAGGCAUGCGCCGCGCGGCUGGCCGGCCUCAUGGGCCUGGCGGCGGACCCCGAGGCCGCCGGGGACCCCCAGCUCCGCGCGGCUCGCUGCCUGGCGGAGCAGGGCUAUGCGCACGGCUUCGACGUUGGCUGCGCCAGCCCGGAGGAGCGCGCGCGGGUGCUGGAGGCGGGCAUCGCACUCUACGACAAGGCGCUGGGCUACGGGCAGCAGAUCCCAAUGGAGGAGAAAAGGGGCUGGUACUUCACCAUGGCAACACUCUUCAUCAGGCUGGAUGGCAUCUUCCUGGAGCUGGGCAGUGAGGAGCAGAAGAGGCUACCCACCUUCAACCGCACACUGGCCCUGCUCCGGCAAGUCCUCAAGUCCUCUGACCCCCACCACCGAGCUCUGGCCUGGUGCUACCUUGGGAUGCUGCUGGAGAGGAAGGACACCUUCUCUACCACCCCCAUGGGCAUCCACGACUGCGGAUACUCGGGGACCGAUCCUCUGGACUGCUUCGGCAAGGCCAUUGAGAUUGCCAAGGACCAACCUGCCAUCCUGAAUCGCCUGGCCAAAAUCUUCUACUUCUUAGGAAAGCAGGACAUGGCCAUUGGAACCUGUAACAUGGCCCUGGAUGUCCUACGAGAUCCGGAGCUCAACUGGCAGGCUUACUGCACAAGGGCCAAGAUCCACAUCAGAGCCUACCUGCACAACCUGGAGCGGGCCAAGAUGGGGCUUGGGGGCAUGCCUGACAGGAACCACCUGGUCUAUGCCAAGGCUGACCUCGAGGAAGUGGUCAAGGUGUGCCCAGGCCUCAAGACCUACCUGGAUAUUGGGCAGGUCUACUACUACAUGGGCGUGGACGCGGUGCAGGAGCUGCUGGCGGUGGACGAGGCGGCGCUGAACCAGGCGCUGGUCUUCCUGGCCAAGGCCGGCGAGUCGGAGCUGGGCGCCACGCUGCCCGAGCUGCAGCUGCUGCGCGGCAAGUGCCUGCGCAUCAAGGGUGAGGAGGCCAACGCGGCGGCCUGCUUCAAGCGCGCCGUGGAGCUCGACGACGCGGGCUCCAGCCACACCGAGGGCUUCGGCUGCCUGCUCGAGGCGCUGCUGGCGCAGUGGAGCCAGGCGCAGCUGAGCGAUAGCGAGCUGGGCCGCGAGGUGGACGCCUGGCUGCGCCGCGCCCAGGACAAGUACCCGGCAGCGCGCCUGCGCCAGGAGCUGCAGCGCGUGUGGCGCGGCCACACGGACGAGGUGCUGGGGCUGGCUCGGGCCUUGGUGGCCCAGGGACGGCCGGCGCUGGUGCGGCUGCUCUUCGAGACCAUGGAACGCGAGGGUGAGGGUGCCGGCGCGCCGCACGGCCGCCGAACAUUCUCCCUCUGA
Molecule: messenger RNA, 1710 nt
Organism: Cynocephalus volans (Philippine flying lemur)
Lineage: Eukaryota; Metazoa; Chordata; Mammalia; Dermoptera; Cynocephalidae
Gene: TTC22
Product: tetratricopeptide repeat domain 22
Exons: 7
Coding region: 1-1710 (569 amino acids)
Molecular function (GO): protein binding
Source: RefSeq, a predicted model, not a curated record